Darwinula stevensoni is the source of this 2121-nucleotide messenger RNA. The record is from the annotation of a GenBank genome assembly. NCBI's taxonomy places the organism in Eukaryota, Metazoa, Arthropoda, Ostracoda, Podocopida, Darwinulidae.
AUGGACUUGGACGCCAUCGGCAAGGCAUUGUUCGUGGGUUAUCGAACCAAUGUGCAGCCCUUGGAGGUGGCCUGCGACUUUCACGUCAUAUACUCGCCGGCUUUGAGGGAGUCGGAUUUCAACGCCCGACGCCUGAUUCUCUUGAUCGGACCGAGAUCUUCCGGUAAGACUCCGUUUCUCAAGGCCUUCACGGAGAAACCAUUGAAGACGACCCCUGGUCUCAAGGAGAUCCUCUUCAUAACCCACGGGAACUCGGAUCAGAAUCCCCUAGAAGGGACCAAAGCCGUCAGUUCCGGGAAAUUGGGUAGGCUCAAAGGCAUAUCCAAGUUCGGGUUGGGCAUUUUGCGAAAAGUCAAAGUCCAUGUCUUCGAUUCGCCGAACCUGAAAGAAGUGGACUUGGUGGAAUUCCCGGGCUUACCAUGGGGCCCUGAUGUCUCGAAGAAACAUGGGGCAUUCCACGAACUCCCUCUCGUAUAUUGGCUGGGAUUGAAGGCAGACAGGAUCUUCAUGUUCUUCGAUGUCAGAUCGAUACCCGAAAGCUUAUCGCCUCAGGUAAUUAAGAUGAUCCAGGCUCUUCGAUUCAGCGGGGAUCGAGUGAGCGUCGUCUUCACCCGAGCCGAAGACAUGAAAGUCGCCGAAAUGUUGAACCGAAUGGCCACGGUUCAAUCCCUGGUAUCUCGUCAUCUGGAUACCAGCAACCCCAUUCCCAUAUAUCUGACCGGCAGGAAACGUCUGGAAAACCCAUUCACGAGUCGCAUCUUUUCCCACAAAGAUCUCAUCUUCGAUGCCUCGCAUGGAAAACUUUUACACCUGCUCCGGAUGGCGAAUGUCCUGGAAGACCGAGGAAACUUGGCCAAAUCCCAGGCUUACAUCAAUGAUAUCUUUCAUCGUAGUAUCCAAGCCGAGGGCUCUCGAGCAGAAAAAGACAUGGCUUGGUUGGAAAAUCUGUAUGAUUUAAAUAGGACCUUCAUUCGGUUACAGAGAGAACGAAGCGUGAAGGAGACCAACUUUCCCAAUCUGGAAUAUCUUUGGGAUAAGUUGUUGUACUUCGAUCCUUCCCAGCUGAAGCCUCUGGACGAAAGUGCUCUCAGACGGUCAGAUGAGUUUCUCGUAUCAGACUUGCAAAAAUUGAGGAAGCAAAUUUUGGAGUUGCUGGCCAAGAAGGCUCAACUGCUGAAUUUGAGCCCGAAGAGAGGCACGUUUCAGUUCGAAAGCGCGCCUUCGGCUCGCAUCCCCGAAUUCACAUCGGAUUACAAUAGUCGUUGGGCUCUGCAACCUUUUCUAGAGCAAUACGGACGAAUUUUCAAAGAAUGCAAACCGAAGGACGGGAAACUGACCUUGACCCAAGGCAAGAACGCCAUAAACGCUUACAAACUUCCCCAGUUUGUAGCCGAACGCAUAUGGAGGAAGUCGGACUUGGAUAAGGACGGAAGACUGGACAAGGAGGAGUUCGCCCUGGCCUUGCAUCUCAUGCUGAGGAGAACUCAUAACUUGGAUAUUCCGAAUCGUCUACCCGUGCAUUUGAUCCCGAUGUCUAAAAGGUUCCUCUAUGGCACUCCGGGUGAGAGCCUGGAUACCAGGACUCUCUUACAGAAGCCAGAGUACCCCAACAUUUCCUUGCUGGAGCCAACCACCUGGGAAGAGGCGCCACUGCAGAUGCCAGAAGUUGACCUCAAGUCCCAUGCCUUCCAAGUAGCCGAGAGGGCAGAAGCCUUGGUAAAGCGGAGAUUGGCGGCUCUGAAAGCAAUAAUGACGGAUUUCAACGUGGAACCGGAAGAACCUGAGAUCACGAUAUCAGAAGUGUCUCCGAUAUCAUCAAGUGCUACAGCCGCUGAAAUGAGCGCGACAGUGCCAUCAGUAUCUGGAGCCACAAUCUCGUUGACGGUGCCGUCAAAUUCCGAGACGUUGAAAGGGACGAAAUCCAACUCGACGACCGAAACAACGGGUUUUAAGCAGAACGUCCUUCCGACUGAGACACUUUCGGGUAUACUGGAAAUCCUGGAGACAUCCGAGUCCAUUUCCAUCAAUGCACCUACUGCCACUGCUUCAUCUCAAGACUUGCCCAAGACGAUGGAGAAACCUUCCGAAGCGUCCUCGUCAGUCUCACAAAAGGUAGUUUAA